GGCGGCGCUCCCUCCGUAUUUGUAGUUGAUCUGGAGGGAACACUAAUACCUUCAUCAGCAGUGCGACCACCUCCUUGAAAGUGGUGAUAGUUGAGAGGUAAGGUCACUGGGAUUGAUUGAUUGAUUGAUUGAUUGAUUGGUUGAUUGAUUGAUUGAUUGAUUGAUUGGAUUGAUUGAUUGGAUUGAUUGAUUGGAUUGAUCGAUUGAUUGAGUGAGUGAGUGAGUGAGUGAUUGUCAGAAAUCAGGUUGUUGUUGAUGAUGAUGGAGGAGGAGGAGGUGAAUUUGGAGAGCAUUCCGGGCUACGAGGCGAUACUUCUUAUGGUGUUCGAGCACCUAGCAGAUGCUCGCGACCUUGUGAAUGCGUCGAUGGUGUGUAGGAAAUGGCAACAGCUUGCGAAUCAGGCAAGGCAGCAUCUGAAGCUGCAGUGGGGGUCUUUGUUUGUCCAGGAGCGUCCUGAGCGCACAUUGCAGGUCCUCCUUGAAAGGUGGCCGUACUUGCGAUCGGUUGAGCUGGAUGCAAGCUGGAAGCCACCCACGUGCGGGUUCAAUUUCUCCGGCGAGUCGCUCACCCUCGUUGCGAACCACUGUCGCCAGACGCUGCAGGAAAUCGUCCUCGUCGCGUGCGCUGAGAUCGACAUUGCGUCAUUGAACGACUUGCUGGGAAUGUGCCAGAACCUUCGGAAGGUGCAGUUGUACAAAAUGGAUUUGCGGCAGACACGCUUGUGUCACUGCGAACACGUUCACUGUUGUCGCUGCUCCAUCGACGACCAGCUGUGGGAAUCCAUAGCCCAGCUGCGAUGCCUCACCCACCUGAGCUUAGAGCGCUGUAGAGGACGAAUCACAGCGCAACAGCUGGGCAGGCUGUGGGCAGCCCGUUCGAUGCAGCUUCAGUCUCUGGCCUUAGAUGUCACCAUGCUGGAUGCAGACGAUCAACUGCCGUCAUCUCCCGAUGCGCUCGGCAUGCCGCCUGCUCCCCCGCUCUCCCUGCCAGCUGCGCAUUCCUCCCCGCCUCGGUUCCCACUCACUGCAACGCCAUCGUCGUCGUCGUCGUCGUCGUCGUCAUCAUCAGCAGGAUUAUGGCCGCUGAAUGCAAGCCCAUCGCCGUCCGAGUCCCUGGGACCACACUUGGGUCAGAUGACGACUUCCCUUUCGCCGAGGACAACCGGCGGCUGGACGGGAACGGGAACGGGGAUGAUCGGACAACCAAGGGAUUCGAUGUUAAGCUCGUUGGCGUGUCACAAUUUGGUUCAGCGGGGGAGCAGAACUGCGAUACAGACGGCAAGAAGUUCCUUGGAGACAGUCAAAUGGCUUCGUUCUGACACUGGGGGAGACGCUAUGGCACUCAUGCGGAUGUUACAGACGUCUUAUCAUCUACAGGCCCUUCAUUUGUACAAUUGCACGCUCACGCGCACAAUGCUGUGCAGUAUGUUGAGGUCUGUGAGCGGUAGCUUGCGGCAUUUGCGAAUCGAUGCGUGCCGGCAUCACCACAUUCAGCCCUUCCAGUUCAUCCCUCUUCUUCCGUUUCCUGAAGUCGUUUGCCCACGAUUACAGCAGCUUGAGGUCUAUGGAACCCAAUGUGUUGGAUCGCUGGUGGAUAUCGCCGCCGCUUGCCCGGCGUUGACCAAGUUGGGUAUUACCGUUGACUUCCUCGUGCCCGUGUUGGUUCGCGAUCCUCCUACGUCGAACACCUGUGGCUUUGUGAGAUUGCUGAAAUCCCACCGGUCGCUUCGGGAGCUUGAAUUACUGCUUAACAACAGCCGCGCGUUUCAGAACUGGUUUCUGCUGCCAAACGGGGAAGUGGCAGGUGAGUUAACAGGGUGUUUGACCCGAUUGCAGGUCGGUGCGCUUGGGUGGCGUGACGCGAGACUGGUGACAUUGGCACGUCUCAGUGCCUCAAGCCUUCGUGUGCUCGAUCUACGCGAUGCGGCAUGCAUCUGUGACGACGGGAGCAGCAGCAUACCUGUUUCCGUCUGUCGAAUCUUCAGUGUUUGUUUCGCCAAGCUGCAGGUCCUCAUACUCAGCCGAUUCCCAACUCCCUGCUGCAACGGUGCUGCCGACGAUGACGUCUUGGCCGCGCUCGGGCGCAACUGCCCGGCGCUCGAGGAGCUGACAAUAUCCUGCGUCACAGAUCCCAGCCGGAUCUCAGCGCAAGGGUUCGACAGCCUCGUCGGCGGCUGCCCAAGGCUUUCAUACGUAAGAAUCUGCGGGAUGGCCGAAGUGCUUCCGGCGGCCAUCUCUGCCCUCGGAGCCGGUUGCAAGCGCCUGAAGAGGCUUCAUCUUGCGGGUUUCCGUUUCACUGCUGCUUUGCUGGCCACCAUAGCCAUGGACUUCUCUGAACUUCUGGAAUUGGCCCUCUUCUUUGCCACCAUCCAGGUCAACGAACUGGUCGACGGCUUGAGGGUGAUAAAUAAAGGUUGCCAGAAACUAAGGGGGGUCACUGUGGAGGGCUUUCUGGAAUGGAAGGGGCAUAAUCCCCUUCGACAACUAAUAAAUGAAUCUUUCCCACACGACCGCAACAUCGUCCUCCGUACCCUGCUCACAACUCUGAUGGUCUGAAAACGGGAAUCUCCUUUUCUAAAGCUUCUUGUUGCGUGACCAUCAGUGACCAACUGUAAUCGUCAGCCAUCAUUGGGUUCGGUCUGAGGGCGCAGCGAUCACGUAUGGCACUCUCUCUUUCUUUUCUUUCUUUCUUGUUUUUAUUAUACAAUAAACUGGGCCCUCUCUCUCUCUUUCUUUUCUUCGAGCCUGAAUCGGACUAAGUGCGCCUGAGUCCAAUUAAGAUCUCCACAUCUCAGCACAUCCAGGUUGAGAGAGGGGGAAGGGUGGCGGACUGGUGCAGAGGGGGAUUGACGCGAGAGAGCCACAGGGGUGACAGGAGGCGGGCUAUGUUGACCGAUGGCCUUUUGGCCAAAAUGGGGGUAUUGGGAUCUGGUCUGAAUCUUAUUCACAGCUUAUCCACAUCAAGGUUAUGUUAUCGGUUCCAAAGGCAAGCCAGGUUCGGUCCCGACAGGCACGUCGGCGUCACGGAAAAGAAGAGUAAAGUGUGCAAUAGUAG
Molecule: messenger RNA, 3055 nt
Organism: Chara braunii
Lineage: Eukaryota; Viridiplantae; Streptophyta; Charophyceae; Charales; Characeae
Source: the annotation of a GenBank genome assembly